GCUCUCUUCUUGUGCAUGCAACAUCGGGUCUCCACUUCAUCAUCACCUCCUCCUCCUCCUCCUUCAGACAAACUUCCCCUUGUGUUCUUUCCAUCUCUUCCCUUCUCCCCCGUUACCGCGCCCUCCCCCGUUGAAGUGCUUCCACCGAGUCUCUGCAGCUAUAUGUUCAUGGAAUGUUCUGUCUCCGCCACCAUUAGGUUUUGUUUGCUGGUCCUGGUAAUGUAUGGCCUCUGCUUCGGAUAUGUACGAGGUGGUCGAGCAACUGCUCGGUUGAGGGACUGGGGGGAGCCGGAAAUUCUGAUGCCGACAGAGAAAGAGCAUGCGGAGGAGGGUGGCGGUGGCACCGAUGAGGAAACCGGCACGACGUGGGCGGUCCUCGUGGCUGGCUCUUCUGGCUACUCAAAUUACAGGCACCAGGCUGAUGUAUGCCAUGCGUACCAAAUACUGAAAAAGGGUGGUCUCAAGGACGAGAAUAUUGUGGUGUUCAUGUAUGACGACCUCGCCAUGCAUGAGCUCAAUCCUAGGCGUGGCACCAUCAUCAACCACCCUCAGGGUGAAGAUGUUUAUGCCGGAGUGCCCAAGGAUUACAAUGGCAAGAAUGUUACGGCUGAGAAUCUGUACGCAGUGCUUCUUGGGGACAAGAAUGCGGUGAAGGGAGGAAGUGGAAAGGUCAUUAACAGUAAGGCUGGCGACCGGAUCUUCUUGUACUAUUCCGAUCACGGGGGACCUGGAGUUCUUGGGAUGCCCAACUUGCCGUUUCUCUAUGCCGGGGACUUCAUCGAAGUUCUGAAGAAGAAACACUCUGCUGGGAGCUACAAAGAGAUGGUGAUCUAUGUGGAAUCAUGUGAGAGUGGGAGCAUGUUUGAUGGGAUAAUGCCAGAGGAUUUGGAUAUUUACGUGACUACAGCCUCAAACGCACAGGAGAGCAGCUUUGGGACUUACUGUCCCGGAAUGGACCCUUCUCCUCCUCCAGAAUAUAUCACCUGCUUGGGAGACUUAUAUAGCGUUGCAUGGAUGGAGGACAGCGAGACCCACAAUCUCAAGAAAGAAACUCUGAAACAACAGUAUAAACAGGUGAAACUGCGGACUUCGAACUUCAAUACGUACAAUGCAGGAUCUCAUGUCAUGCAAUAUGGCAACAAGAGCAUCAAGACCGAGAAGCUCUACCUUUACCAAGGUUUCGAUCCUGCAAGCGUCAACUUCCCACCAAACAAACUCUACUUUGACACCCCACUAGGAGUCGUCAAUCAGAGAGACGCUGAUCUCCACUUCCUUUGGCAAAUGUAUAAGAAAUCGGAAGGAGCGAUGGAGAAGAGGAGGGAGAUCCUUGGGCAGAUAAUGGGCAUCAUGAAGCAUCGGAUUCAUUUGGAUGGCAGCAUCGAGAUGAUUGGGAUGCUGCUCUUCGGACCAGAAAGAGGUUCAGUGGUUCUAAGUGCAGUCAGAGAGCCAGGCUCACCCCUUGUGGAUGAUUGGCAGUGCCUGAAGUCCAUGGUUCAGCUGUUUGAGUCACACUGUGGGUCCCUGACUCAAUACGGGAUGAAGCACAUGAGGGCGUUUGCGAAUAUAUGCAACAGCGACGUGUCCGAGGCUGCGAUGGAGGAUGCUUGUCUGACCACUUGCUACGGACGCGAGGAAGGCCACUGGCACCCCUCCAACGUUGGAUAUAGUGCGUGAUUGUGGUUUUAAAUGCACGAAGAUGUACAAUAUAAUAAAAGGUCUGCCAAAGAAGGGGAAAUCAUCCUCCGAACUCUCCAUAGUCAAUGUUUUCAAUGUUAUAGUGGAAGCAUCAAGCAUACUUCCUUUGGUGCUGUGUAAUGUAUGUUCCUUCUGCGAUGGACUCUUCUAAAUGUUGGAUAGAAAUGGGCCAUAAGGCUCUCCGAUCCUUACUGCGAGCUGACAUGAAGGGCCGAUGUGGGCCUGGUUGUGCUGUGCUGAAAUCGUCUUGUCGGGUUUGUUGCUGUCUCUGAUCUUCCUUCUGUGAUAGUCAAAAGACUACUUCUGUA
Messenger RNA from Punica granatum (pomegranate), 2003 nucleotides. The record is from RefSeq and is a predicted model, not a curated record. NCBI's taxonomy places the organism in Eukaryota, Viridiplantae, Streptophyta, Magnoliopsida, Myrtales, Lythraceae.